Molecule: messenger RNA, 1780 nt
Organism: Gymnodraco acuticeps
Lineage: Eukaryota; Metazoa; Chordata; Actinopteri; Perciformes; Bathydraconidae
Exons: 2
Coding region: 251-1780 (509 amino acids)
Source: RefSeq, a predicted model, not a curated record
UUGUCACUAUUGUAUAACCCUUUUAUUAAUAUUCCUCACCAAAUUUAAAUUGUUGUUAAUUCAAUUUUCUUGAUUUAAUUUUUUUUUAAAGUGUGUGUCCCCUGUUUUAAUGUCCCCCCUGUUACUCUGAUUUGAAUCCCUCUGGACACGCCCCUUUACUAUUCUACUAUUUGUAUGACUCAAGAAGAAGGAUACAUUUUGAGUGGGAAAAUCAUCUUCAAGAAGCAGAGUUAGAGGAAGUUUGAAAAUAAUGGGAAGAGUUAAAAAAGGAAAGAGGGCCCAGAGGAAGGACUUAUGGGCAAUGGCUGGUGGAAUGGAAGCAUUGGUCCGAGGACUGAAGAGUGUUCACAUUACCAAAAGAGAUACAGGACAUUCUUCAUAUAUUUGGUCGGAACUCGCUAUAAUCCUUUUUGGUCAUGAUGAUAAGAAACACCGUCAUUGGCUGUGGGUUGUAUGGACCAACAAUCGAAAAGGAUUGAGGGAUUUGAUCAAUAAACGUCAAAAAUCAUUAGAGCAGAAGGAAGUUCAGGUAAUGGAGGAAAAUCAAAACGAGAGAGAUGUUGGAGGGGAAUGUUCUGAAGACUGUCUUUCAAAGGACUUGCCUCUGAGCAUGAUUCAGCAUAAGGUAUCAGAUGAGGACAUAGACAAGAAUGAGGCAGAAGACAAACAACAAAGGAUGUCUUCUCAGAGUGGACUUGAAGAUGACCAGUUAUCAGAUGAGGACAUAGACAAGAAUGAGGCAGAAGACAAACAACAAAGGAUGUCUUCUCAGAGUGGACUUGAAGAUGACCAGUUAUCAGAUGAGGACAUAGACAAGAAUGAGGCAGAAGACAAACAACAAAGGAUGUCUUCUCAGAGUGGACUUGAAGAUGACCAGUUAUCAGAUGAGGACAUAGACAAGAAUGAGGCAGAAGACAAACAACAAAGGAUGUCUUCUCAGAGUGGACUUGAAGAUGACCAGUUAUCAGAUGAGGACAUAGACAAGAAUGAGGCAGAAGACAAACAACAAAGGAUGUCUUCUCAGAGUGGACUUGAAGAUGACCAGUUAUCAGAUGAGGACAUAGACAAGAAUGAGGCAGAAGACAAACAACAAAGGAUGUCUUCUCAGAGUGGACUUGAAGAUGACCAGUUAUCAGAUGAGGACAUAGACAAGAAUGAGGCAGAAGACAAACAACAAAGGAUGUCUUCUCAGAGUGGACUUGAAGAUGACCAGUUAUCAGAUGAGGACAUAGACAAGAAUGAGGCAGAAACUGAAGAACAGAAUUUGCAAAGAGGAGCACAAGAUGUCAAUAAAAACACAGGCACCAAAACACAUUGGCGGAAGUUGCCAGUAGUAUCUAAAAGGUUCGGAAUAACAGUAAAUAGAAAGAAAUGGCAAAAGAUUGUUCCUUUGACGGGUUCAAACAAACUGAGGCAACCGUGGACCGACGUGUUGUACAAGAGUUUCCGAGAGAAAAAUCCCUGUUGUACGCUUGCCUUCAAGAGUCACCACAUAAAAACUCCCAACAGCAGGAAAAUUAAAAGUCCGUACUUAAACAUCUGUGCAGUUUGUACAUUCCCUUCCUGCAGGGCCAAAUUCUUCUUUAAAAUCCAAAAUCAGCCAGUGGGAGACACCCUUGUUAAAAUACCUGUGCUGCAAAGAGGGAAAAUGGCACACAAAGCAAAUGAGACAAAAUUCCGACCAGCAGCAAACAGAAGAAGAGGCAGAAUUGCAAGAGCCCUGCAUAAAGGAGUGAGUCAAGUAUUUUACAGUAAACUUAAAAAAAACACCUGUUGCUGA